AUGAUGAAAAUUGUGUUAGCACUAUCUGUUGGCGUUUUGGCAGUCGUUGUUGCACAGAAUGAUUCGUUCGACUUGGUGGAUGCUAACAAUGACGGCAAGUUGUCAGAGAAGGAACUGAACGUUUUCAUGAGGAAGAGAGGACGACCAGAUGGGAAAGAAUACUUCCAACGCUUCGACCUAGACAGAAAUGGACACCUCGACAUUUCUGAAUUCGUGCCACUUGUUUAUGAGAUGAGCCGCCGUCCAGUCGACAUGGACUAUCAAUUCUUCAAGAAAAUGGAUUUGAACGAUGACGGAAUCGUUGACAAGGCAGAGGUUGAGAAGAUUCGUAAGGAUAACAAUGAUAGAAUUAUCGAUGGAAUCUUGUCGAUUGCUGAUGUCAACCAAGACGGACAGUUGACUUACGAGGAGUUUAAGAGUCAUUUGUCUCAGGGAUCAAAGUUGAAUGCGGCUGAUGAGCAGAGAAAUCAUGCACUUCAAUUGUUGUCUUUCAUCGAUUCAAAUGGGGAUAAUCGGUUGGAUCAGUUGGAGUUGUACAACUUCUCCCAGAAGACUUCUACUAAUAAGGUCACCAAAUCGGACGUCCAACAAAUCUUCGCGAUGCUCGACAAGAACCAAGACGGAUAUUUGCAAGAGAACGAGUUGAUCCAUCUGGCACAACAAUUCUCAACAAUUGGAAAUGUCCGCUCGACUAUUCCAAAGGUUUAG
Messenger RNA from Caenorhabditis remanei, 708 nucleotides. RefSeq lists its product as uncharacterized. The transcript is spliced from 4 exons. The coding region runs from base 1 to 708 and encodes 235 amino acids. NCBI's taxonomy places the organism in Eukaryota, Metazoa, Nematoda, Chromadorea, Rhabditida, Rhabditidae. The record is from RefSeq and is a predicted model, not a curated record. Gene Ontology annotation, molecular function: calcium ion binding.